Molecule: messenger RNA, 2404 nt
Organism: Corythoichthys intestinalis (scribbled pipefish)
Lineage: Eukaryota; Metazoa; Chordata; Actinopteri; Syngnathiformes; Syngnathidae
Gene: mtfr1l
Product: mitochondrial fission regulator 1-like
Exons: 8
Coding region: 283-1239 (318 amino acids)
Biological process (GO): mitochondrial fission; aerobic respiration
Cellular component (GO): mitochondrion
Source: RefSeq, a predicted model, not a curated record
GCAGUGUUAGAAAAAUCAUCACACAUUCACCGGAAACGAACCACCGGCUUCCGCUGAUGAACAUCAACACUACUCACAUUGAAAGACGAAAAGGAUAACUUGCGUCUGUAAUAGAAUUCCUCUCUUUGAACCUCUCCACUUUGUAGGCCAUGCUCUGACUAAUCUCUAAUUUACAUCCCGAGAGUUGUCAGAUUAACGUGGCAUCUGCUCAGUCAUUUGCUCAGUCUUGAGCCAUUAAGAGCACCAACGCACCGGUGUUCCCCAGCAAGCUGAGCUGUCACCAUGGAAACCGAAACCGACGUUAUUCCUAUCUGGCAGAACAAGCCUCAUGGAUCCACUCGCAGCGUGGUGAGGCGAAUAGGCUCCACUCUUCCGCUCAAACCACCACAAAGAGCAUGUUUUCAGGAGCUACCAGGCCUGACUUCUCUUCGCCCUAUGGACGGCCCCAUGGUUCCUACCUUGGCAGAUAUUGCCUGGAUAGUUGCGGAUGAAGAGGAGACGUACGCCAGAGUGCGGAGUGACAGUCGCCCUUUGAAACACGAGUGGAGGCCCACACCACUCCUGGUUCUACACAGGAACUCAUCGGUGCCCAACUUCCGACGAGAGGGCAAGCGAGUGGAAGGCUUGAGAAAGCCUGGCGUUACCGCACUAAACCGCACUACCGCCCUGCAAGAUGAGCUGAGCAGACUUCGAGCGCAAAUUGCAAAGAUUGUGGCCGGCGAUACUGGCUCCAACCCCUUAACUCCUGACCUGCUCUCCCCUGACGACACCACCAUGAGCUUUUCCAUGGCGCCCUUUGAGACCACUCCCUACCAGCCGGCGGCUACGGCAGCCGCCUCUUUUGUUAUUAGCGAUGUCACCGAGGAAGAUGAAGAAGAAGAAGAGGAGGAGGAGGAAGAAGAAGACGACGACAAAGACAUGGUGUCCGUGGUGUCGGAGUUGGUCCCGGACCCCCUCCCGCCAGUCUCUAUGACGGCAUCUGCCACCUUCGACCUGGACCGGCCCAGCAUGGACUACCGCGAGGCAGAGGAAGACACGGUGUCCCUGUCAAAGUCCACCAGCUUUGCCGACGUGAUGGACAUCCUGAAGGACAUGAACCGCAUGAAGAUGAGUAAAGACAGGUAUAACAGAGGCUGUACGUCAUUGAGAGAAGAAGACUCGGCUUCCCUGAUCUCGGAGGCACUGAGGAAAAAAUUUGUCCUGAAGGAUGAAGACAGCAUGGCCGUGAAACGGAAGUAACACCUCACCGGUCCUGCUUCUCCAUGUGUAGUCAUGGACUGCGACCUUACUCCUCGGACCUGGAUGCAGCAGCUGCCUGCUGCCAGUUAGUAAACAAAACUGUAUGGCAUAGUCCAUUUCACACUCCGGUUUUCAGAACAAAUGAAUUUGAACUGAGGAGUAACCAGUGGCCCCUUUUUAGGAGCACUUUUUAACCCUUUCUGCGUUGAAGAGGUGGGUUUUUAAUUAGGACAUUUUCCAGUUCUGUAUCAUACUUGAAAAUGUCUGCGAGGAUACACACAACAUCUCUUAAAUCGUUGGAUCAACAUAAGAGUCAUAAGGUGACGUGUAUGCGUUUAGCCAAUAUAGUUAAAACGGGGGUGAGGAAUGACAUACUAAUAAAACAAAUUACUCCUUGAUCUUUCGGCCAAUUAAAAGGUGUGUACACAAUGUAUUUGGAGUAUGUUUAUUCUGAAGUUGUCCACCCCUCAACUGAACAAAGUGUGAGACGUUUCAAAGGAUCCAAGCUUUUGACGGCCUUUUGAAGUACAAUGGGAAUGCCUGAUGAAGCAAAGAAAAUUGAAGUGUGUGUUUGUUUUACAUGACUUUGUAUGGGAACAUGAGAGUUGUGACUAUGAAUAUUCCUGGUACCGCCUUACCGCACAUCUGUUGCCUGCUCGGAUGCCUGAUGUAACUCACCCCCAUCCCUGAUUGUGCCACGAAUAUAUUUUUAUUACCCGUCGCUUAUUCCCAUACAAUAUGUGCGUUAUUUGUUAACAUUUAUUGAGUGUAAUGUGUUUUGAGCCACCAAUAUAUGGGUAGGAAUAACCCCCUCACAAUUGUUACUUGCUUUACUUCCUCAUGCAUCCUUUGACGAGAUGACAAAUAUCCUUAAGACAUUUCAGAGCAUCAUGACAAGUUAGAAUUUACCUCAGUUUCUCAGCAUCGAUCCCUUUCGUUGGGUUGAACAUGGCACCUCCACAUUGUACCGCAUGUUUUUCGAUAUUAUUUUUGUUAUGUGAGGAUUUGUAAAUAAAGAUGGGCAGAUGUUUUGAAACUGUUUCUCUUUUCAUCUAUGGCAAUAAGAGUAUUGUGUUAAACUAAACUCCGUGAAGUUGGGCCCCCAUCAGAUGCAAAUUUAUAGAAAAAAUUAUGUCACUGGUUUGUGCUGGAAAAAAAAGUUUAU